AUCAUUUUAUGUUUUUCCCUUUACCUACUCUUUCCCACAGUUUGUUCAGCUGCCUCGAUUGAUGAACGCUUUCAGAACAUGGAACAUGUCAUUCAGACACUCUUAGCAGAAAACAAGGCGCUGAAAAGUCGUUUAGACAAUCUCGAGGAACUGCAACAUCGAGUACUUGUGUUGGAGGAAAACUGUGGGAUUUCUGACAAAUCGAUAGGGAAGGGAGAUAAUCCAUCAUACACAUCAGAAAUCUACCAAGAACCCGUGUCCUCUGACGAAGAACAGGCUGAUACAGCUAAUAACUCGAAUGAAUACACAAACCCCGAUAGAGACGCCAUGGCUCUGAAAAUGACUCCACAGCAUAGGAUAGUUACAUCGAGCGUAGCGUCGUCAUCUUGGCAUUUAUCAAAGCGUGCUGCUCAAAGCGAGGUGGCGUUUCAUGUGUAUCUAAGCGGCGAACGGUGUUACAGCAAUCUUGAAAUAUUCAAAUUCGACGUAGAGCCAGUUGACGUUGGUGGAGGGUAUAAUACUGCAGACGGAAUUUUCGAUGCCCCAGCUACAGGUCGAUACGUAUUCAGCUGGACUGUUGCCGCGCCGCAGGGAAGCUGGUUUUCGGCAGACUUGAUCAUCAAUGGUAAGGUGCAAGGAGUUGUCAUGACUGAUUCGGAUUUAGGCGGAUCUGGCAAUGGCGUUCAUCCAGUAACAGGAGUUGUUUUAGCAAACGUAAACGCUGGCAACCACGUGUAUGUCCGUUUCAAACAGGGAACAAGCUGUCAUGUAAAAAGUGAUUCGUAUGUGCGUACAUCAUUUACCGGCUGGCUGUUGUUAUAAAUAUUUUUUGCAAGAGCAAAAUGUUGCAUAAUAAAGUCGAUAGAGGAUGACAA
Mercenaria mercenaria is the source of this 875-nucleotide messenger RNA. RefSeq lists its product as uncharacterized. Gene Ontology annotation, molecular function: protein binding. The transcript is spliced from 2 exons. The record is from RefSeq and is a predicted model, not a curated record. Lineage: Eukaryota; Metazoa; Mollusca; Bivalvia; Venerida; Veneridae. Bases 79 to 822 code for a protein of 247 amino acids.